AUGGCGGCUAGCGCCGGUGGAUCUUUAUCAGUUUUAGCUGAACUUCAGAAUGCUGUCUUGAAGCCGCCUCUCAAAAGAUUUGAACAUGUCACGGUCAUCAUUACCAACAUUAGUACCAAGGAAGCUCAACAUAUAUUUCCAACACUCUUGGAAAGUAUGUUUGGGUUUGGGAAUGAACCAGGCUGGGAUUUGGAGUAUAUAAACAAAACAACCACACCAGAUGAAUACGAAUAUGGCCAAGCAUUUCUCUCUCCAACGGGACCUUUGCUAAAGCUUGUUUACAGGUUACAGGCUGACCCUUAUCUCACAUAUGAAUUUCCAUUGCGAUGUCUUCCUGUACCAACACAGCGUUUAAUUGAGGAAGGAGCUAUUCCUGGUCGCAAAUCCAGGCAGAAUACUCCAGUUUGGGGCCAUUUUGCUGCUUACCUCUAUCCAACCCUAGUUGAGGAUUAUUUAGACUAUUUUCUGCCUCUUGACCAACAGCCGCCACCCAUGCCUCCUUUACCGUCUCCAGUUCGUAGUAUGGUUGUCCACCCACAGAGCAAAAUAUCCAUUCCACAAUCCAGUGGCAGUCCUGGUAUGCCUAAAUAUGUUUCCAGUGGAUUACAUCUUCUCAAGCCGAGUGUAAUAAUGGCCCAAAAACAGCACUUCCAGUCACCAUCUGUGCUCGACCAAUCUGGAACAGAAACCUGGCGCUCAGAAACUCUCAUUCAGGUCUUUUCUGACUUUUGGCUGAAUCAGAAUUCGCAGAAUGCCAAUCCUCCUGGCAUUGUUCAUCAUAGUGAGGAGAUCUAUGUUCCCACCAUCAAUCACAUCCGAAUGAUUCGCUUGCUUGUCAAACAUUUACAUUAUUUUGUGAAUAGUGCAUCAGCACCAAUACUUACCUCACCUUAUUACCAACAAACAUUGACACCUCUUGACCAGUUUAAGAAAACCACAGUACUUGGAAUUGUCCAAAAACGUCUCUACACAUUCUUACGUCAUGCAUUUGACUGGUGGCCAUUAGAUUCAUCUUUUAGAUUGCUUUUGGAAACCUGGCUGAGUUACAUCCAACCUUGGCGUUAUGUAGGAAACAAUAAAAACACAUUAUUCCGAGGAGAUGUAGAUGAUGAUUCUAAAAUUGGUGGAUCACAUGAAAGAUGGUACAACUUUGUGGUGGAUAAUUUGUUGUUCUACACUGCCAUUUUCCAUCAGACACUCCCUCGGCUUUUCCGGAUGGACAUGACUUCCCCUCACAAUGCUUACAUGUUGUUCAGAAUCACAAAGGUAUUUUGUAAUCCCUCCCUGAACAAUAUGCUGCACAGAGCUGAACAUGAAAUGUGUCAACCAUCUCUCCUGCCAGCUGGCACCGGCAGAGAUCUAAGUGGCAGCUAUCUGGCCUCGGACCACAAGAUGAAUGCAGCCCUGAAUUUACAAAUCUCAGAACUCGAGCGACCUGGAUUCCAAUAUGUGCCUUUGUUUGAACGCUACACAGUUGACAUGAUCCGCAAGUUAUUAAUUAAUGUGAAUCAAGCCAAAAAUGCAGUAAUUGAAGCAGAAGGAACUGAGAAGCCAUCCCAGUUUAAGCUGCCUUCCGUGUGGUCCAAAAUUGUUAACUUUUUCAGUGUUGAUCCUCCCACAAACGAUGUAAAUGGUGCCGAGCUCAAUUACAAGACAAGACAACACCUUGAAUGUGUGGAGAAUAAUUUACAAACAAUCUUCCAGGUGUCUACUCCAGAAGUAUUACUGAGCAGUUCCAUUUACAACAAUGAUCCAACAGAAUUUGGUCAGCCAAAGAACACUUCAAACAAAUACAAUUCACCAGAGAUGAAAGAGACCUCUGAAGGAUGGAAACUUACUGAUGUGGGAAGAUAUCAGCUUAUUAAUAACUUGCGAAAAUCUGAUGUGAAAUACCAAGGAGAUCCCGAAUUACAACCAAUCAGAACUUACGAGAAUGCCUUUCUGGUGCGGAUACUUUAUGGUGUCUGCUGCCACAUCAAUACACAGUGUGCAUCGACUAUCAAUAGGCUGUAUUAUCGCCAAGACUUUUUGGGGCGGCUCUCUCGAGUGUACCUUUGUCCACCAUUCCGUUUUCGGGAUUUCCAGUCCCCAAACCGGUUACGCAUCACAUCAACUUCAACCAGCCCCCACUUAAGUUUACGCUUUCUAGCCAGCUACCCUACACUCUUUCAUCUGCUGCUACUUUAUCUAAUUCUUUAUUUUUCCUAUGGAUUUGGCCUUCCAAGUUACUUAUUCACCUUGUUUGUAAUCACUGUCAGCUAUGGCCUCCUUCAAGCUGUGUUCACAUCAAAUACUGUAAAUCCUGUUGCAAUGGAAACUACACGCCUGUCAUCUUCGUCACCUAGCUCUAUGGACAGUUUGGAUGAGGAUCUAUCAUUUUCCUUUAAUGCCUCAACCCCCCGACGAGUGACAUGA
This is a messenger RNA of Acanthosepion pharaonis, 2415 nucleotides long. The record is from the annotation of a GenBank genome assembly. NCBI's taxonomy places the organism in Eukaryota, Metazoa, Mollusca, Cephalopoda, Sepiida, Sepiidae.